CCCGGCCGUACACGUCUGGCACCAUCGAAAGCCAUCUCCAGAAUUUUGAUUAAGUUCUCGGUUGCAUUUGUGAUAAAGUACUUCAGAACUUUGGUAUAGAUUAAGGGACAUGUUUCUGCUACGUCAUUCAAUGCCAAGUGUCUUUUCCUCAGUACGAAUGAUGGCAACUUCAUCUCCUUUACAACAAAGCAAAAAAUUGGCAGGAAAGGUGGCUAUUGUCACGGCUUCCACAGAUGGAAUUGGCUACGCUAUAGCAGAGCGACUUGGGGUAGAUGGUGCUCAUGUUGUUGUUAGCAGCAGAAAACAUGCAAAUGUUGAAAGAGCUGUCACAACCUUGCAGAGCAAGGGAUGUUCAGUUUUUGGAAUGCCAUGCCAUGUAGCAAAGGAUGAAGACCGGGAAAACCUUGUAGCAAAGACUGUUGAGAAGUUUGGUGGAAUUGAUAUUUUAGUCUCCAAUGCUGCUGUGAAUCCAACAGUUGGUGGUGUGCUAGAUUGUCCUCCAGGUGUUUGGGACAAGAUCUUUGAAAUCAAUGUAAAGAAUGCCCUGCAGUUAAGCCAACUGGUGGUACCUGAGAUGCAAAAGAGAAAUGGUGGAGCCAUUGUUUAUGUGUCUUCUAUUGCUGGAUUCCAGCCUAUGCCACUACUGGGUGCCUAUAGUGUAAGCAAGACAGCCCUUCUUGGUCUUACCAAAGCUGUAGCACAGCAGGUAGCUUCAGAUAAUAUUCGUGUCAACUGCUUAGCCCCAGGCAUUGUACAAACCAAAUUUUCUAGUGCAUUAACUGAGAAUGAUGCUGUCCACGAGAAAAUACUAGAGCAAAUUCCACUGGGAAGAGUAGCGCAACCUCAUGAGAUGGCUGGUAUCAUCUCCUUUUUAGUCAGUGAUGAUGCUUCCUAUGUCACUGGAGAAUCAUUUGUUGUUGCUGGUGGUAUGACAUCAAGGCUGUAGUUUUAAUAGGAAUAAAGGAAAUGCUUUUGUCUCUUCACUGUGCAGGUUUUGUACCAUUGUAUUUCUUCAUUUUAAUAAAUUCAUAAUUCUGUUUAGUGUACGUAGUACUUUCAGUAUGUUAAAGUAGCAUAUGAUAAUUUAGUAGAUGGCAUUUGAAGUAUACAAGUAGGAUAUGAUGAUUUAGUGGGUGGAAUUUGCAAUGCACAUGUAGGUAUAUAGAAAUAUAGAUUUUAUUUUGAUGUAUGUUUGUAAUCCUGCCAAAGUUAAAUAAGGAGGACCAUGGUAGGUAGUAUUUGCAGAAAAUUCUUAUUGCUAAACUAUUACAGUCUGUAUUAAAAAUUUAAAUUUUAAUACUGGAACUAUGCUUUGAUUUCAUGUAACUCAAAGGAUUUUGAUAUAAUAUUCAUGGUUUAUUCUUGGUAAAGGUGAUUGAAUGUUAAAUUUUUGUUAUACCCUCAGGACCAUACCCAGUUUUUUAUGGGGGGUCUUUUUUUUCCCCAAACUGGACCUUUUCUUCUAUUAGUGUCAUUGUAUGUGUACGUAUAUACAACAUGAAAUACUUGAAAAUUUCUUGUUCUUAUUGCAAAUCAUGAACAUCAUUAUCAGUCAAAGGGUACUGAGUUAAUAUAAAAAGUCUGAACAUUACUUUGUAAAUUUUAGGAUACAUGCUAGCGUUUGUCAAGAACAAUGAACACAUGUUUUUUUUUCAGAAGUGUUAUUGAUAAGAUUGUAUUUUCAAAUAGUAAGUAGAUUCCUAGUUUUUUUAUUUAAUGUAAGGGGGUGAUGGUCCUUAAGAAUUUAGUUCUGUCAUAAGAUUUCCUUUAUGAGAAGAAAAGAAAAUUGCAAUUUUUAAUUACCAUAUACUUAAUUCUUUUUAGGAAAUUAUUUGUUCUUAAUAGUACUCAGACAUGCAUCUGAAAACAAGAGUUUUGGUAUAUUACAUAUAGUAUCAAAAUAAAUUAAAUAUUUCAAGUAGAAUUUUUCCAGCUGUACUGUAUUGUGUUUAAGAAACAUUUCUUUCAUUAUCUUUUAGAGAUACUGAGAGGAGGUACAUCACUGAUAGCAAAUGGAGUAAGGGAUUCUCCGUCUGUUAACCUUUGAUUCUAACAUUUUGAAGGUACUAUAGUAUCAUGUUCAAUAAUAUGCCGGUUAUUGAAGGACCCCUUCAACAACAUAUCACUCAGUCAUAUUAAGGAUUUUCACUGAUUUGUUAAUUAUGCUAUUUGCAUUUUUAGACAUUUUAAUUUAACAAAAUGACAACUCGGUCCUCUCAUUUCAAGUUGAAACAGUUCAAGCAAUACAAAUUAUUUAUUAUGAAUGGCUGUGCUAGGAACAAUGCAGAAGUAUGUAAGAUAAUUUUAGGCUAUGGUACAUAUUCUGGUACACUAUACUAUGUACUAUUUGUACCUCUAUGAGAUGUAGUGUAUAUUUUUAUAAAAAAUAAAUGUUAAUAUCUUUAUUGAAUUCAUUGUUGGUGCUAAAACAUUUUAGUAAGUAGAAACUUAAUAAAAUUUCUAUAUACAUUGUUUGAUAUAUAUACAUUGUUUGUGGGUCAAAAUGUAAAUUGUACUGUAAUAAAUUUUACAUUAAAGAACAAAGAAAAAUUAUUGGUUAA
Messenger RNA from Macrobrachium nipponense, 2561 nucleotides. RefSeq names its product dehydrogenase/reductase SDR family member 4-like (gene Dhrs4). The coding region runs from base 110 to 946 and encodes 278 amino acids. NCBI's taxonomy places the organism in Eukaryota, Metazoa, Arthropoda, Malacostraca, Decapoda, Palaemonidae. The transcript has 7 exons. The record is from RefSeq and is a predicted model, not a curated record. Gene Ontology annotation, molecular function: carbonyl reductase (NADPH) activity.